Messenger RNA from Bipolaris maydis ATCC 48331, 165 nucleotides. The record is from RefSeq and is a predicted model, not a curated record. NCBI's taxonomy places the organism in Eukaryota, Fungi, Ascomycota, Dothideomycetes, Pleosporales, Pleosporaceae.
AAGGUGCUUGGGCGCGAGCACCCCGACACGCUCGGUAGCGUGUACUGCCUUGCUCACCUACUUGCGACGCUUUAUGACUAUAGAGAAUCCCUUGAUCUAUAUAGCAGAGCGUGUGACGGGUAUAGCGUUGUUCUUGGAGAGCACCACCCCACUACCCGAGCAUGU